GUUCUCGUGUUCCCCGGCGCGCUGCAGGGUCCGUGGCGGUGAUGUCGGUGGAUGUGGGCAGCGAGUCGAUGAAGAUCGCUAUCGUGAAGCCCGGGGUGCCCAUGGAGAUCGUCUUAAACAAGGAGUCACGAAGGAAAACCCCUGUGGCUGUUUCUCUGAAGGAGAAUGAGCGUCUCUUUGGUGACAGCGCGCUGGGAAUGUCCAUAAGGACCCCCAAGGUGGCAUUCAGAUACUUUCAGGAUCUGCUGGGUAAGCGCAUCGAUAACCCCCACGUGGGGCUGUACCAGUCCCGGUUCCCAGAGCACGAGCUGGUGAAGGAUGAGAAGAGGCAGACUGUUAUCUUCAAGCUGUCCCAAACAACACAGUAUUCUCCAGAGGAGAUGCUGGGGAUGGUCCUGAACUAUUCACGUGGGCUGGCUGAGGAGUUUGCAGAGCAGCCCAUCAAGGACGCAGUGAUCACUGUUCCUGCCUACUUCAACCAGGCGGAGAGGAGGGCGGUUCUGCACGCCGCUCGCAUGGCCGACCUGAAGGUGCUGCAGCUGAUCAACGACAACACUGCUGUCGCCUUGAACUACGGUGUUUUUAGGAGGAAGGACAUCAAUGCCACCGCACAGAAUAUCAUGUUUUACGACAUGGGAGCAGGAAGCACUGUUUGUACUAUUGUUACGUAUCAGACAGUGAAAACAAAGGACUCAGGAACCCAACCCCAACUGCAGAUCCAGGGCAUUGGGUUUGACCGUACUCUCGGAGGUUUAGAGAUGGAGCUUCGUCUCCGGGACUAUUUGGCAAAACUCUUUAAUAAUCAACACCCUUCGAAAGACGUCCGAAAGAACGCCCGGGCCAUGGCCAAACUGCUGAAGGAGGCGAACCGCUUGAAAACUGUCCUGAGUGCGAAUGCUGACCACAUGGCACAGAUUGAGGGGCUACUGGAUGACAUUGACUUCAAGGCCAAGGUCUCAAGGCAAGAAUUUGAGGAUUUGUGCUCUGACUUGUUCCAGCGAGUGCCAGGACCCGUGCAGCAGGCUCUUAGCAGCGCAGAGAUGAGUCUGGAUGGAAUUGACCAAGUGAUUCUAGUUGGCGGUGCCACACGGGUCCCCAGAGUGCAGGAGGUUUUGCUGAAGGCUGUGGGCAAAGAAGAACUGGGCAAGAACAUCAAUGCCGAUGAGGCUGCUGCCAUGGGAGCAGUCUACCAGGCAGCUGCUCUGAGCAAAGCCUUUAAGGUGAAGCCUUUCAUCGUUCGGGAUGCUGCUGUGUUUCCUAUCCAGGUGGAAUUUACCCGUGAAGUUGAGGAGGACGAUAAAUCCAGGAGUUUAAAGCAUAACAAGAGGAUUUUGUUCCAGCGCAUGGCGCCCUAUCCGCAGCGCAAAGUGAUCACUUUCAACCGCUACACGGAUGACUUUGAGUUCUAUGUCAACUAUGGAGAUCUGUCUUUCCUGAGCCAGGACGACCUGCGGAUUUUUGGUUCUCUCAAUCUCACUACUGUGAGGCUAAAGGGGGUUGGGGACAGUUUCAAGAAGCACUCGGAUUAUGAAUCCAAAGGCAUCAAAGCUCACUUCAACAUGGAUGAGAGCGGAGUACUAAGUCUGGACCGGGUGGAGUCUGUGUUUGAGACCUUGGUGGAAGACAAGCUGGAGGAGGAGUCAACACUGACAAAACUUGGAAACACCAUCUCCAGCCUGUUUGGGGGUGGUGGCCAUACGCCAGAGACCGGGGAGAACCUGACUGACUCGGUUCAGGAGGAAGAAGAGAGCCCAGCAGAAACGGGUAAAGAAGAGCAGGUGGAGAAACAGGACCAAAAGGGCAGUGCAGAAGAUGCUGGUGAAGAGCAGGGAGAAGAGAAACAACAGUCGCCAGGUCAGGCAGAAACUGCCCCUCCAAAAACAGAGUCACAGAAGAAGGAAGGCGGCAAGAAAUCAGAGUCUCAGGAUCCCAAAGAAAAUAGAGAAACUGCGAAAGAGGAAGUACAGUCCAAAAGUUCUGAUGACAGCACAGUUGGCAAAACAGAGGAAGAAAAGAAGAUCAAAGCACCCAAGAAGCAGAAGCUUGUCCACGAGAUCACGAUGGAAGUGGAUAUAAAUGAUGUGCCUGACCUGCUGGAGGAUGAACUGAAGAGCUCAGUGAAAAAACUCCAAGACUUGAUGGUCAGAGAUCUAGAGAAACAGGAAAGAGAAAAAUCGGCCAACAGCUUGGAGUCAUUCAUCUUUGAGACUCAGGACAAGCUUUACCAAGAGGAGUAUCAGUUUGUCUCAACUGAGGAGCAGAGAGAAGAAAUUUCCAGGAAGCUCAGCGAGGCUUCCAGCUGGAUGGAGGAGGAGGGCUACGCAGCUGCAACCAAGGAGCUGAAAGACAGGCUUUCUGAGCUGAAAAAGCUUUGCAGGAACCUCUUUUUCCGUGUUGAAGAAAGGAGAAAGUGGCCAGAACGCCUGGCUGCCCUGGAGAGUCUGCUCAACCACUCAACCAUCUUUCUCAAGGGAGCCCGAAUGAUUCCAGAGUCUGACCAGAUAUUCACAGACGUGGAACUGAGUACUCUUGAAAAAGCUAUCAAUGAAACAACGAUCUGGAAAAAUGAGACACUGGCUGAACAGAACAAGCUCUCUCCUACUGAGAAACCUCUCCUGCUGUCCAAAGACAUAGAGCUGAAGAUAGCAGCCCUGGACAGGGAAGUGCAGUAUCUUCUGAAUAAGGCCAAGUUUGCAAAACCCAAACCCAAAAAGGAGAAGAAUGCCACAAAAACUGAUUCAGGAAAGAAUGCUACAGCAGCCUCUGAGACUGAGAAUACUAUCCCUCCCACGGAGGGGAAACAAGAAGAGAAACCUGAGGAUGUUGGUCCAGCCAAGGAACCUCCUACAGUUGAGAAGGUAGCAAUAGACGAUGAGCCUGGAUCAGACUCCGGGUCCAAAAAAGAGAAGACGACAGAAGCUGGAGGAGAAAGCAGGAAAAAUGAUGAGUUGUAACACCCCUGAAAUCCCACUAGUGUCAACAUCUAUUUAUUUCAUGGUUACUUUCUUGUUUUUAUAAUGGACCUGGUUAGUCAUGAUGUAAACGGAACGCAGCAAACAGUCUGACAACAAAA
Molecule: messenger RNA, 3073 nt
Organism: Athene cunicularia (burrowing owl)
Lineage: Eukaryota; Metazoa; Chordata; Aves; Strigiformes; Strigidae
Gene: HYOU1
Product: hypoxia up-regulated 1
Exons: 23
Coding region: 42-2954 (970 amino acids)
Biological process (GO): cellular response to hypoxia; endoplasmic reticulum unfolded protein response; negative regulation of hypoxia-induced intrinsic apoptotic signaling pathway
Cellular component (GO): endoplasmic reticulum chaperone complex
Molecular function (GO): ATP-dependent protein folding chaperone; ATP binding
Source: RefSeq, a predicted model, not a curated record